Branchiostoma floridae (Florida lancelet) is the source of this 1885-nucleotide messenger RNA. RefSeq lists its product as uncharacterized. The transcript is spliced from 2 exons. Bases 133 to 1188 code for a protein of 351 amino acids. The record is from RefSeq and is a predicted model, not a curated record. NCBI's taxonomy places the organism in Eukaryota, Metazoa, Chordata, Leptocardii, Amphioxiformes, Branchiostomatidae.
UGCUAUUGUUAUUCAAAUGUAGGGACAAGUAUAAACCAGGACGCUUUCAGUCAAACCGCCAUUCUCAGUUCUGACAUCUGACUGUACGUGUGUUCUCAGUUUGGUGUGAAGUUUGAAGACUUGCGAAGAAAAAUGAACAUGGAAGAUACGGACGGCUUGGAUGCUACAAACAGACCUACCUGGGGGGGUCGACCCAGAAACCGUACCCCGGGUACGAAGGUAGAGCGCUACUGCUGCCCAUUCUGUACCUUCGUGACGUGGGCUGGCCCCGCCGUACUCUCGUAUCACCUGCGGUCCCACCUCGGCACCCAGCACUGUCCUAUCUGUGGUGUCUCCGCAGCCAGCAAACCUGCACUUCACCAACACAUCGCCAGGCGGCACAUCCGUCCAGAUACAGCCUACAGCGAUAACAAGGACUACUUGGCUGAAGCACCGGACAAAUGUCUUAGUUUCUGCGAACCCUGUCAAAUGGUGGCCCGCUACGACAGACGUGUUUUCCUCCACUGUUGUUUCCUGUGUGACUAUUCCGAUUCCAACUCUCUAAACUUGACCAGGCACGUGAUGGCAGGACACGUACAAAUCGCCAAAACUCAAAUCGAGUUCAACACACCCGGACUUGUGCAGCAACCACCUGUACACUUUUCAGUGGUAUCACCAGACAAAGACGUUGGUCAGAAUUGUUCAAUCCGUCAGAAACCAGAGGGAGAAGCCGAGAGGCAGGGCCCGGGAGAAGAGCUGCGCACACCGCCGCAGGAACGACAGAGACACGGCAAGCGCAAGUCACUGGAAACAUCCCCACCAACUAUGGAACACACGCACACUAGUCCUUCAGCCUUGUCGGUUGUAAAAGAUUACGUCACCGUUCCUCUGAAGAAGCGACGGAAGGUUUCCAUGGAAACUGUCAACAACGAACCGUCCACAGCGUGUGAAAAAGACAACAGCUUGUCAACGAGACUUUCGCCUAGUUCCCAACAAGAAAUGCAGGGACAGAAUGCAGAGACUGUCACGAGCAGAGUAACAUAUAACGUAGGUUUCUGUUCAAUGUGGAUGCCGUUGACUUCAUCGCCACCAGUGUUGGAACAGGAGGUGCCGUUGGACUUGUCCGUGCGUAAAGCGCCACCUGCCGACUUGUCAGAGAGUGCCAUGCCCGUGAUCACUUCCGUGUUUUCAUGGAAAGACUACAUAUGAAGUGGGAUAAUUCGGCAUUGCUGUGAAAGAUGGUGCCUUUUUAGACGAAUAGAAAGCAGGUUGUAUUUUUGUUUUAGCCAUAGCUGUAGUAAUAAUAUAUACUACUACUGUGUGGACUGGAAAACGUUAAAUUAUGUAGAUUACCUUACUUUGAAUAGAAGUACAUUCAUUCAAUUCAGCAAGUGUAUUCGGUUCUUUUUCCUUCUUUAAGUUACGUGGAUGAUUUAUUCAGUAUGACAAGAUACUAGUUUCAGAUGUAUCAACAACAUGUGGUAAACGAUGGAAUCGCUUUUAGCUAGGGAAUACAGAAAUAUUAAAGUAAGUUCUAAAGUCUAGCUAUCUUGUUUCUGAGUUAAGGUUAACUCAAUGCUUCACAAACCCAAUUAUACUAACACAGCUGGGCUAUCGCACGUUCGCAUUCAGAGGCACAACUUACUACAAUACACAUUCAGUUGACGAAGGACAAAGUAACAAUUCUACGGUAUACCGGUAGUUACCUCAAGGAAUAUGCCUCAUCUGGCAACUUAAUCCCAGGGCUCCACUCCAUCUUUUGACUUUUUGGCUUUGACCUUUGAACGUCUACAAUGGACACUGAUUUUGUUUUGACGCUUUGGUUUUCGUGUGGUUCACUGAUGUCUUAACUUUGACUUUUUUACAUGUAUGUUGACCUCCAUUGGAAAUAAAAUUUCAAAAGUUU